UUGGGAGGAAAGUAUGUCCAAAACAGUUUAGAAUAAAUUUUCAUGCAUUUUAGUUUGAAUUACUUUUGUUCAUUGUAGUGUUUUCAUUUUGUGAGCUUUUCUAUGCACAUACAAAAUGUUUCUCCUCAGGCCCCCUUGUAUUUGCUGGUCCUAUUUUUAUGAACCACCGAGAACAGGCUCUAGCCAGACUCAGAUCCCAUCCAGCACAGCUAAAGCAUAAGCGGGACAAGCACAAAGAUGGAAGUGGAGAAAGAGGAGACAAGGAUGCAAGCAAAAUCACAACUUAUCCUCCAGGCUCUGUGCGAUUUGACUGUGAGCUGCGGGCAGUACAAGUCAGCUGUGGAUUUCACCAUUCAGUGGUUUUAAUGGAAAAUGGAGAUGUCUAUACAUUUGGAUAUGGGCAGCAUGGACAGCUGGGCCAUGGGGAUGUCAAUUCCAGGGGAUGCCCCACUCUUGUUCAAGCCUUGCCAGGCCCUAGCACACAAGUCACUGCAGGCAGCAACCACACGGCAGUCCUUCUAAUGGAUGGACAGGUCUUCACAUUUGGAAGUUUUUCUAAAGGACAGCUGGGCCGACCCAUUUUGGAUGUCCCAUAUUGGAAUGCAAAGCCAGCUCCCAUGCCUAACAUUGGAUCAAAAUAUGGAAGAAAAGCCACUUGGAUAGGUGCAAGUGGGGACCAGACUUUCUUACGAAUUGAUGAAGCACUUAUUAAUUCUCAUGUACUUGCUACAUCAGAAAUAUUUGCCAGUAAACACAUAAUAGGUCUGGUACCUGCUUCUAUAUCAGAACCUCCUCCAUUUAAAUGUCUUCUGAUAAAUAAAGUAGAUGGGAGUUGUAAAACUUUCAAUGACUCUGAACAAGAAGAUCUGCAAGGAUUUGGUGUGUGUCUUGAUCCUGUGUAUGAUGUAAUUUGGAGGUUUCGGCCAAAUACCAGAGAAUUGUGGUGUUACAAUGCAGUGGUUGCUGAUGCCCGACUUCCCUCCGUAACAGACAUGCAGUCCAGAUGUAGCAUUCUGAGUCCUGAACUUGCCCUGCCAACAGGAUCGAGGGCUCUUACCACCCGAUCGCAUGCAGCUUUGCACAUUCUAGGUUGUCUUGACACCUUGGCUGCGAUGCAAGACUUAAAAAUGGGUAUAGCAAGUACAGAAGAGGAAACUCAAGCAGUUAUGAAAGUUUAUUCCAAGGAAGAUUAUAGUGUAGUAAACAGGUUUGAAAGUCACGGAGGGGGCUGGGGCUACUCUGCCCAUUCAGUAGAAGCCAUACGUUUUAGUGCUGACACUGAUAUUUUACUUGGUGGUCUUGGUCUGUUUGGAGGUAGAGGGGAAUACACUGCUAAAAUUAAGCUAUUUGAGUUGGGUCCUGAUGGUGGAGAUCAUGAAACAGAUGGAGACCUUCUUGCAGAGACUGAUGUGUUGGCUUAUGACUGUGCUGCUAGAGAAAAAUAUGCAAUGAUGUUUGAUGAACCAGUUCUCCUGCAAGCUGGAUGGUGGUAUGUAGCAUGGGCUCGAGUGUCAGGACCCAGCAGUGACUGUGGAUCUCAUGGGCAAGCUUCCAUUACAACAGAUGAUGGGGUUGUUUUCCAGUUUAAGAGUUCAAAGAAAUCAAAUAAUGGUACAGAUGUUAAUGCUGGUCAGAUACCUCAAUUGUUGUACAGGCUUCCAACCAGUGAUGGCAGUGCAUCUAAAGGCAAACAACAAACCAGUGAACCUGUGCAUGUUUUAAAGAGAUCUUUUGCAAGAACUGUCUCAGCGGAAUGUUUUGAGUCAUUGCUGAGUAUUCUUCACUGGAGCUGGACCACCUUAGUCUUAGGAGUGGAAGAACUUAGAGGAUUAAAAGGAUUCCAGUUCACAGCUACACUUCUAGAUUUAGAGAGACUGCGCUUUGUGGGUACCUGUUGUCUACGGUUAUUGCGUGUCUAUACCUGUGAAAUUUACCCAGUAUCAGCUACAGGAAAAGCAGUUGUAGAAGAAACUAGCAAAUUAGCAGAGUGUAUUGGAAAAACCAGAACUUUGUUAAGAAAAAUCUUAUCAGAAGGAGUUGAUCACUGCAUGGUGAAGUUGGAUAAUGAUCCUCAGGGGUAUCUCAGUCAACCCUUGAGUCUCCUUGAAGCUGUCCUUCAGGAGUGUCACAAUACCUUCACUGCCUGUUUUCAUUCCUUCUACCCCACUCCUGCAUUACAGUGGGCUUGCCUUUGUGAUCUACUCAAUUGCUUGGAUCAGGAUAUCCAGGAGGCAAACUUUAAGACAUCAAGUAGCCGACUCCUUGCAGCUGUUAUGUCAGCUCUGUGUCACACUUCUGUUAAGCUGACUUCUAUUUUCCCUAUUGCAUAUGAUGGAGAAGUACUACUGCGAUCAAUUGUUAAGCAAGUUAGCACAGAGAAUGACUCGACGCUAGUUCAUCGUUUUCCCCUUUUGGUUGCACAUAUGGAAAAGCUCAGUCAGAGUGAAGAGAAUAUCUCAGGGAUGACAAGCUUCCGGGAAGUCCUAGAGAAAAUGCUGGUUAUUGUUGUGCUGCCAGUCAGGAACAGCCUGAGGAGAGAAAAUGAACUCUUCUCCUUCCACCUGGUCUCUAACACCUGUGGAUUACUGGCCAGCAUUGUCAGUGAGCUGACAGCGUCAGCCCUGGGAUCUGAGGUUGAUGGACUUAAUUCUCUUCAUUCUGUAAAAGCCAGUGCUAACCGAUUCACAAAAACAAGUCAGGGAAGAAGUUGGAACACUGGGAAUGGGUCCCCUGAUGCAAUCUGUUUUUCAGUAGACAAACCUGGAAUAGUUGUGGUUGGUUUCUCUGUCUAUGGAGGAGGUGGGAUUCAUGAAUAUGAAUUAGAGGUGUUGGUUGAUGAUAGUGAACAUGCAGGAGAUUCCACUCAUUCCCACAGAUGGACAUCUCUAGAAUUAGUCAAAGGAACUUAUACAACAGAUGAUUCACCUAGUGACAUAGCUGAAAUCAGACUGGACAAAGUUGUUCCUUUAAAGGAGAAUGUUAAAUAUGCUGUGCGCUUGAGGAACUAUGGAAGCCGUACAGCCAAUGGAGAUGGAGGAAUGACCACAGUUCAGUGCCCUGACGGUGUGACCUUUACAUUCAGCACAUGCAGCUUGAGUAGUAAUGGCACAAACCAAACCAGAGGACAGAUACCACAGAUACUCUACUAUAGGAGUGAAUUUGAUGGAGAUUUACAAUCCCAGCUUCUAAGUAAAGCCAAUGAAGAAGAUAAAAACUGUAGCAGAGCUCUCUCUGUGGUGAGCACUGUUGUUCGAGCUGCUAAAGAUCUGUUGCACAGAGCUCUUGCUGUGGAUGCUGACGACAUUCCAGAACUGCUUAGCUCUUCCAGUCUGUUUUCCAUGCUGCUCCCUCUUAUUAUAGCCUACAUAGGACCAGUGGCUGCUGCUAUUCCCAAGGUGGCUGUAGAAGUCUUUGGCCUUGUCCAACAAUUGCUUCCUUCAGUUGCUAUUUUGAAUCAGAAGUAUGCACCCCCUGCAUUCAAUCCUAAUCAGUCAACAGAUAGCACCACCGGAAACCAACCUGAACAAGGUCUUUCUGCUUGUACAACGUCUAAUCAUUAUGCUGUUAUAGAGAGCGAGCACCCAUACAAACCUGCCUGUGUGAUGCACUACAAGGUUACAUUCCCAGAAUGUGUCCGGUGGAUGACAAUUGAAUUUGAUCCUCAGUGUGGUACUGCACAGUCAGAAGAUGUCCUCCGUUUGUUGAUUCCUGUCAGAAUUUUUCAGAAUUCGGGAUAUGGACCAAAAUUAACAUCUGUUCAUGAACAUCUUAACUCAUGGAUAGAAUUAAAGAAAUUUUCAGGAUCCUCCGGGUGGCCUACCAUGGUUUUAGUGUUGCCAGGAAAUGAAGCCCUUUUUUCAUUGGAAACUUCGGAUUAUGUGAAAGAUGACAAAGCUUCCUUCUAUGGUUUCAAGUGUUUUGCUAUUGGUUAUGAAUUUAGCCCUGGACCUGAUGAGGGAGUCAUUCAGUUGGAGAAAGAAUUAGCCAAUCUUGGUGGAGUGUGUGCAGCAGCUUUGAUGAAAAAAGAUCUAGCACUUCCUAUUGGUAAUGAAUUGGAAGAAGAUCUUGAAAUUCUUGAGGAGGCUGCAUUACAGGUGUGCAAAACCCAUUCUGGUAUUCUUGGAAAGGGCUUAGCACUUUCUCAUUCACCAACUAUAUUAGAGGCACUUGAAGGUAACUUACCACUUCAAAUCCAAAGCAACGAACAAUCCUUUCUGGAUGAUUUUAUUGCUUGUGUGCCAGGAUCGAGUGGUGGAAGGCUUGCAAGGUGGCUUCAACCAGAUUCCUAUGCUGAUCCUCAGAAGACAUCAUUGAUCCUGAAUAAGGAUGAUAUUCGUUGUGGUUGGCCUACCAUCAUUACUGUUCAAACCAAAGACCAGUAUGGAGAUGUGGUUCACGUUCCUAACAUGAAGGUGGAAGUGAAAGCUGUUCCUGUUUCUCAGAAAAAAACAUCUUUACAGCAAGAGCAAGUAAAGAAAACUCAGAGGAUUCCUGGUAGUCCUGCAGUAACAACAGCAUCUUCUAAUACUGACAUGACUUUUGGCGGGCUGGCAUCACCAAAGCUGGAUGUUUCAUAUGAACCAAUGAUAGUGAAGGAGGCGCGAUAUAUUGCCAUAACAAUGAUGAAGGUUUAUGAAAAUUACUCAUUUGAAGAACUGCGUUUUGCGUCACCAACUCCUAAGAGGCCCAGUGAGAAUAUGCUGAUCCGUGUCAAUAAUGAUGGGACUUAUUGUGCAAAUUGGACUCCAGGGGCUAUAGGACUCUACACUAUUCAUGUUACCAUUGAUGGCAUUGAAAUAGAUGCUGGCCUUGAAGUAAAGGUAAAAGACCCACCAAAAGGGAUGAUUCCACCUGGAACUCAACUGGUCAAGCCAAAGACUGAACCUCAACCAAAUAAGGUUCGAAAAUUUGUGGCCAAGGACAGUGCAGGGCUCCGUAUCCGGAGCCAUCCUUCCCUUCAGAGUGAACAGAUAGGCAUAGUGAAAGUCAAUGGAACCAUCACUUUUAUUGAUGAGAUCCACAAUGAUGAUGGUGUGUGGCUGAGACUGAAUGAUGAGACAAUAAAGAAGUAUGUUCCUAACAUGAAUGGCUACACAGAAGCUUGGUGCCUGUCUUUUAAUCAACACCUUGGCAAGAGCCUUCUGGUCCCUAUUGACAAUAUCUUUAAUGCUAGCCAAGGAGUCAGGGAUUUGGACGUAUUUUCAUGGACUUCCAAAGCUUUUUUCCCCCAGGAACCUAAAACUAAUAGUGAUGACUUUUUCAAAGACAUCAAUUCCUGCUGCCAACAGGAAGCAACAGUGCAAGAGCAAGAUAUGCCAUUCUUGCGAGGAGGGCCAGGCAUGUACAAGGUAGUGAAGACGGGACCUUCAGGUCACAACAUCAGAAGCUGCCCUAACCUUAGAGGUAUCCCAAUUGGAAUGUUAGUUCUGGGAAACAAAGUCAAAGCAGUGGGAGAGGUAACCAAUUCUGAAGGUACAUGGGUGCAGCUGGAUAAGAACAGCAUGGUAGAGUUCUGUGAGAGUGAUGAAGGAGAGGCGUGGUCCUUAGCUAGAGACAGAGGCGGAAACCAGUAUCUCCGGCAUGAAGAUGAACAAGUUCUUCUGGAUCAAAAUUCUCAAACUCCUCCUCCAAGCCCUUUCUCAGUACAAGCUUUUAAUAAAGGGGCAAGUUGCAGUGCCCAAGGAUUUGAUUAUGGACUCGGAAAUAAUAAAGGUGACCAACUGAGUGCCAUACUGAAUUCCAUUCAGUCACGGCCCAAUCUCCCAGCUCCUUCCAUCUUUGAUCAAGCUGCAAAACCUCCCUCUUCCCUAGUCCACAGCCCAUUUGUGUUCGGACAGCCCCUUUCCUUCCAGCAGCCUCAGCUUCAGAGUGACCGAGGAAAUGUUUCAACAUCUUCUAGACCAGUUUCUACAUCAGGAAAAUCAGAGCUGUCCUCUAAACAUAACAGAUCACUUAAGCCUGAUGGACGCAUGAGCCGGACUCCUGCUGACCAGAAGAAGCCAAGGGGGACAGAAGCUUUGUCUGCUAGUGAAUCCCUCAUGUUAAAAUCUGAUGCUGCAAAGUUGAGGUCAGAUUCCCAUAGUAGGUCAUUGUCCCCCAACCAUAACACCUUGCAGACACUGAAGUCUGAUGGGAGGAUGUCUUCUAGCCUCAGAGCUGAAUCUCCAGGACCAGGUUCUCGGUCAUCAUCUCCCAAGCCAAAGACUCUCCCAGCCAACAGGUCUAGCCCAUCUGGUGCUAGUUCUCCACGCUCCUCCUCACCACAAGAUAAAAAUCUACCUCAAAGAAACACUACUCCUGUUAAGACAAAACUUGAUCCUCCUCGGGAACGUUCCAAAUCAGACUCUUACACACUUGAUCCAGAUACCCUCCGCAAGAAAAAAAUGCCCCUCACAGAGCCAUUAAGGGGACGAUCCACAUCACCAAAACCGAAAUCAGUACCAAAGGAUUCUAAAGACUCCCCUGGAUCUGAAAAUCGAGCUCCCUCUCCCCAUGUGGUACAGGAAAACCUUCAUAGUGAGGUGGUUGAAGUCUGCACUUCAAGUACUUUAAAAACAAAUAGUCUGAUAGAUAGCACCUGUGAUGAAAGCAGCGAAUUUAAGAGUGUGGAUGAAAGUUCUAAUAAAGUUCAUUUCAGCAUAGGAAAAGCACCACUGAAAGAUGAACAGGAAAUGAGAGCAUCCCCCAAAAUAAGUAGAAAAUGUGCUAACAGACACACCAGGCCCAAAAAAGAAAAAUCUAGUUUUCUUUUCAAAGCAGAUGGAUCCAAACCUUUAGAGCCAGCUAAGCAAGCCAUGUCCCCAUCUGUGGCUGAGUGUGCCAGAGCAGUCUUUGCGUCUUUCCUGUGGCAUGAAGGCAUAGUACAUGAUGCAAUGGCCUGUUCUUCUUUCCUAAAAUUUAAUCCUGAACUUUCCAAAGAACAUGCUCCUAUAAGGAGUAGUUUGAAUAGUCAGCAGCCCACUGAGGAAAAGGAAAUAAAAUUAAAAAAUAGGCACUCGCUGGAAAUAUCAUCUGCCCUGAAUAUGUUUAAUAUUGCACCUCAUGGACCAGAUAUAUCUAAGAUGGGUAGCAUCAACAAAAAUAAGGUGUUGUCUAUGCUUAAGGAACCACCACUGCAUGAAAAGUGUGAAGAUGGAAAAACUGAGGCCACCUUCGAAAUGUCCAUGCAGCACACAAUGAAGUCUAAGUCUCCUCUUCCCUUAACUUUACAACAUUUAGUAGCUUUUUGGGAAGAUAUCUCUUUGGCUACUAUCAAAGCUGCUUCCCAGAAUAUGAUUUUUCCAAGUCCCGGUUCCUGUGCAGUCCUUAAAAAGAAAGAAUCUGAGAAAGAGAAUAAAAAGGCCAAAAAGGAAAAAAAGAAAAAAGAAAAGGCAGAAGUUAGGCCCAGGGGCAAUUUGUUUGGUGAGAUGGCCCAACUGGCUGUAGGAGGACCAGAAAAAGAUACCAUCUGUGAGCUGUGUGGAGAAUCCCAUCCAUACCCAGUGACCUAUCACAUGCGACAAGCUCACCCAGGUUGUGGCCGUUAUGCUGGUGGACAAGGUUACAAUAGCAUUGGGCAUUUUUGUGGAGGAUGGGCUGGUAACUGUGGUGAUGGUGGCAUAGGAGGAAGCACUUGGUACCUGGUAUGUGAUCGUUGUAGAGAAAAAUACCUCCGUGAAAAACAGACUGCUGCAAGGGAGAAGGUCAAACAAUCUCGAAGAAAACCACUGCAGGUAAAGACUCCCCGUGCCUUGCCCACCAUGGAAGCUCACCAGGUGAUCAAAGCCAAUGCCCUUUUCCUGCUGUCCCUGAGCAGUGCAGCAGAACCAAGCAUUCUGUGUUACCAUCCUGCAAAGCCCUUCCAAUCGCAGCUGCCCAGCGUGAAAGAGGGCAUUUCUGAGGAUCUUCCUGUGAAAAUGCCUUGUCUCUACCUACAGACAUUAGCUAGGCAUCAUCAUGAAAAUUUUGUGGGUUAUCAAGAUGACAACCUGUUCCAGGAUGAAAUGAGGUAUCUACGCUCAACAUCUGUACCUGCCCCAUACAUUUCAGUAACUCCUGAUGCAAGUCCUAAUGUAUUUGAAGAGCCAGAGAGCAAUAUGAAGUCUAUGCCUCCAAGUUUAGAAACUAGUCCUAUAACUGAUACAGAUCUGGCAAAGAGAACUGUCUUCCAAAGGUCAUACUCAGUUGUUGCUUCUGAGUAUGACAAACAACACUCUAUUUUACCUGCACGAGUUAAAGCCAUCCCUAGAAGAAGAGUUAACAGUGGAGACACAGAAGUUGGUUCUUCCCUCUUGAGACAUCCAUCACCUGAGCUUUCCCGGCUCAUCUCAGCCCACAGUUCUCUUUCCAAAGGAGAACGAAAUUUCCAAUGGCCAGUUUUAGCUUUUGUUAUACAACACCAUGAUCUAGAAGGUCUUGAAAUAGCAAUGAAACAGGCAUUAAGGAAAUCUGCUUGUCGAGUUUUUGCUAUGGAGGUAUGAAUAUAUUCACGGAGUUACAAUUCAUGCAUCAAACACAUGUGAUGAUUCCAUUUAAUGACACCACUUUUUGUCAGAUUGCAUCAAAUGAAAAGCCAUUAGCCUAUUGAAGAUGUCACAUGCUCACAUCAAAAUUAUUUUUU
This is a messenger RNA of Castor canadensis (American beaver), 8599 nucleotides long. It is a transcript of the gene Mycbp2, whose product is annotated as MYC binding protein 2. Gene Ontology annotation, biological process: regulation of synaptic assembly at neuromuscular junction; axon guidance. The record is from RefSeq and is a predicted model, not a curated record. Gene Ontology annotation, molecular function: ubiquitin protein ligase activity. Lineage: Eukaryota; Metazoa; Chordata; Mammalia; Rodentia; Castoridae. Gene Ontology annotation, cellular component: nucleus; plasma membrane.